AGUUUUGUGGGGGAAGGUGUUGACCUGAAUUAUUAAGACUUCCUGGAGUCCCAACAUUUCAACUGGUGAACCACUGGUGAAUCCUUUGGUUGUCUCAGUGAUGUGGCAUCAGCACCAAGUCCAAUGAAACUCUCGCCUCUUCUCCUCAUCCCUCUGCCCUCCCUUUAAUUAAUCACAACCUCAUAAAUACCCCUCCACAUUCGCGGUGCCACCCACUUCUCCAACCUCUCUGCUGCUUUAUCACUGUUAAUCACCUGCAGUCAGUGGUCAGCCGGAUGAAGAACCUGUGAUGAUUGGCUGUGAAAGACACAGGGCGGGGCCUCUGGCGAUGCAUCAUCCAAACGUACCAGUGUAGCAGGACGGAUCCUCUCUGACUCUCCCUCCCCCUCUCCCUACCUCUCACUCUGCCUCCCAUGCAUACGCCAAAGCACAGACUGCAGCAGAGCACAGGGCCAACAGGAUUUUCUUACACGUUUUGGAACAGCCGUGGAACCGGAGCGACAAUUAUCUGCUGCGAAGGAGAGACAUCAUUUAUGGAGGAUCCUCUGAGGAGCAUCUGACUUGCAAGCCUAUGAGUGUGUAGGUUUGCAUCGGGCUCUCAGAAGCAGUAGCGUGCACUCCCAAACACAUCCAUCCCUUGGGACUGGGCCAAUCCCUCCCUGCCUCUUCCUCAUCCUCAUUUAAGGAUAGGAUGCUCGGCUGUGCGCCCCUGUGCUGAGGAGGCGUUGGCGGGCAGCAGCAUGGACGCUGUGCUGGCCAGCAUCCCCGCCACCCCCUCCACCACCAAUCCGCCACCACCACGUUGCCCCACCAAAAAGGGCGCCCCCCCCAGCCCUGCUGAUGGGCGAAGACACUGACGCCACCCCAACGCUCAACCACCACGGCUUCCUCCCUGACCACAACUAUGUGACUGACGGGCUGCUCCUGGCUAUAGCCUGAAGAGCUCGGCCCAUCCCGUCCACCCCUCUCCACCCUGGAGUCCUCCCCCAGGAUGUUGAGCCCCAUCCAGGUCCUGUGCUCUGACAUCACUACCCUUUCUCUGGAGCCUGAACCGUUUGCCUCUUACACUGAAGCUGAUAUCAUCUCCACUGUUGAGUUCAACCACACAGGUGAGCUCCUGGCUACAGGGGACAAAGGGGGCCGUGUGGUCAUCUUUCAGAGAGAACCUGAGAGCAAAACUGAGCCAUUUUCCCAGGGAGAGUACAACGUGUACAGCACCUUCCAGAGCCAUGAGCCUGAAUUCGACUACCUUAAGAGUUUGGAGAUUGAGGAGAAGAUCAAUAAGAUCCGAUGGCUGCCUCAGCAGAACGCUGCACACUUCCUCCUCUCCACCAAUGAUAAGACCAUUAAGUUGUGGAAGGUGAGCGAACGUGACAAACGGCCAGAGGGAUACAACCUGAAGGAUGAAGAGGGCCACAUCAAGGACAUCUCCACUGUCACCUCCUUGCAGGUGCCAGUGUUGAUGCCCAUGGACCUGAUGGUGGAGGUGAGCCCUCGGCGUGUGUAUGCCAACGCCCACACCUACCAUGUCAACUCCAUCUCUGUCAACUCCGACUAUGAGACCUACAUGUCAGCUGAUGACCUGAGGAUCAAUCUGUGGCAUCUGGACAUCACUGACCGGAGUUUCAACAUUGUGGAUAUCAAACCAGCCAACAUGGAGGAUCUGACGGAGGUGAUCACAUCGGCCGAGUUUCACCCCCACCACUGUAACCUGUUUGUCUACAGCAGCAGCAAAGGCACCCUGCGCCUCUGUGACAUGAGAGAAGCGGCGUUAUGUGACAAGCACUCCAAACUGUUUGAAGAGCCGGAAGACCCCAGCGCUCGCUCCUUCUUCUCUGAGAUUAUCUCCUCCGUGUCAGACGUGAAGUUCAGUCACAGUGGUCGCUACCUGCUCACCAGAGACUACCUGACCGCUAAAGUGUGGGACCUCAACAUGGAGAGCAAACCCCUGGAGACGUACCAGGUUCAUGAUUACCUCCGCAGCAAGUUGUGUUCCCUGUAUGAGAACGACUGCAUCUUUGACAAGUUUGAGUGUGCCUGGAACGGCUCUGACAGCGUGAUCAUGACCGGAGCCUACAACAACUUCUUCCGCAUGUUCGACCGCAACACCAAACGGGACGUGACCCUGGAGGCAUCGAGGGAGAGCAGCAAACCCAGGGCUGUCCUGAAGCCGCGGAGGGUCUGUGCCGCCGGAGGCAAGCGCCGGAAGGAUGACAUCAGCGUGGACAGCCUGGACUUCACCAAGAAGAUCCUCCACACAGCCUGGCACCCGAAUGAGAACAUCAUUGCCAUCGCCGCCACCAACAACCUGUACAUCUUCCAGGACAAACUCAACUCUGAGAUGCAUUAAUGAACAGAUGUCAGCGGCGGAUUCAACUGAGUUUACACACAAACACACAACUAUGCUAGAAUGUACAUUAUUAUCAUGCACACACACUCUCAACCACCCACGAAGUUGCCUAACACACACAACAGAAUACAUGCACACAUCUACUCCUCCACCUCCUCCUCAGCCAACCAGAACUUAAAGGACAUAGACAGGGCUAGAAAGGGAACCGUCUAAUCACGCAGAGGAUUAUGGAUUACAUAACUGUGGAUUUCUGAGUUGUUCACCUGUGGAUUGUGUUUGACGGUUUGUCGAUCGCUACAACUCGGCUUCUGAGGGGGAUCAGCCCUCCCCAGACCAGAGACUUUUUUUUUUGUCUUGUCUUUUCUUUAUCUCUACAGGCUCUUUUUCCUUUCUCCACCUCCUCUCCUCUCCUCUCGUCUAUAUUUGUGCACUCGAGCUAAGCCUAUUCUUAUCCCCUGCCCACUGUUUUGUGUAACAAAAACCUUUGUCUACCAGCAGCACUGAUGAGAAAUUGGGCAUUUAUAUAACUUGGUGUUUUUUUGAUUUCACAUCAGAUGCUGUUUUUUGUAACUUCUUGUUAAAUGAUGUCAUUGAUGGUGAUAAUGACGACGAUGGCAACGUGAAAUAUGUGUGAUGUGUAAGGAUGAACUUGUGAUCCUCCCCUUAACUCAAGUGCACCAGAUGCCUCACUGAUUCAGGAGGGUUGACCGACGCCUGGGGUGUCCUCGGUGAGCUUAAAAUGUUCGCAGACCUGCAGGUAGAAGCAGAAGUUCAUGGAUUAUCACAGCAUGCGGUGCGUUUUAGGCGAGAAAGCUCUUCUCUGCUGAAACGGGCCCGUGCGUCUCCGUGUUUUCUGCUUCCGAUCCUGGGCUGUGUUGUGUGCUGCUUCAACAUACGAUACGUUAAACUCAGAUAAUGGAGGAGGAAAAAAAACAGUUGAUACUUUUAACAAUCAAACAAAAACAUGCUGCAUGUCGAACGAAUUUAGCCUAAGUAUCAACAAAGUGACUUGGCUGCCUUUUUAACCCUCUAGAGCCUGCUGUACAAAGGCUUCAGGGGCCCCGGGGCUCCUCGCAGCACGAGUAACUGUAGAUGGCCAGCCCCCCCCCCCCAAACUUUAUUUUGUGUCCGUGGACACUGAAGCAUGUUUACCCGUGUUCGGUUUAUACACGCACAUGUCCAUUUUGAAUGAAGCUGUCCACUUAUCAGUUUCUACUCACUGAAACUGAGAACCAAGAAAAAUGGGGAAUGUUUCUGGUAUUUGUUGUGCCCUACAAGUAAAAAGAAAAAAGAAUAAACAUUAUUACAGGGCCUCAAUUGUGUCUGCAUAUAUCUGCUCUGUUUCUGACAUGGUUUUUUUUUUUUAAAUCAACUUGCAGACCAAAUAUUGUGUCUGUAUUGAUUGCCUCCAAAGCUACAGCAGAGAGAUGGUUCUUUCCUCUCUUCAGCCUUCUUCACUGAUUACCAUUAUGUUAUUUAAAAAAAUGCAGCUUUUUCCUUUAUUUAGAACAUCUGUGAGUUGUACAUCACAUCCUUAUCAAACUAAUGUUAAAUCACAUUUUUUCUUAAUAUAUUUUGACAUGAUUGUUAAAUGGACAGUUAUAAAUAAUGU
Molecule: messenger RNA, 3962 nt
Organism: Cololabis saira (Pacific saury)
Lineage: Eukaryota; Metazoa; Chordata; Actinopteri; Beloniformes; Belonidae
Product: serine/threonine-protein phosphatase 2A 55 kDa regulatory subunit B gamma isoform
Exons: 12
Coding region: 992-2350 (452 amino acids)
Biological process (GO): peptidyl-serine dephosphorylation
Cellular component (GO): protein phosphatase type 2A complex; cytosol
Molecular function (GO): protein phosphatase regulator activity; protein binding
Source: RefSeq, a predicted model, not a curated record